AUAUGUAGCAUGAUAUCUCAAAUCAGGGAAAGCACAAAGCAGUCACCAAAGUUGACACACACACGCACACUCCCAGAAGUCAUUGCGUUAUCGUUGCGUUUCGAAACUGAAUGUAAUGCACCUCAUAUCGAAAUCUCAACUCAAUACGGAGAAACCACAGACAAGCGUAUAACCGGCAGGUCUGGACAAUCAAAACCUUCAACUAAAGUGACUAUGCCUUCCCGAAUGGACGAUGUUAUGCGCCUAUGCAGUAACUUAUCAGCAAAUCAGAAGAUAAAAGUUGCAGUGAAGAAUUCGGGCAAAGGUGCUGCUGUUGCUGGGGGAACUGCUUUCAUCGGAGGACUACUUGGAGGCCCCCCUGGACUUGCCGUAGGGGGUGCAGUGGGUGGACUCCUCGGUUGCUGGAUGACCAGUGGGCAGUUUAAGCCCCUCCCACAGAUCCUCUUGGAGCUGCCACCUAACCAGCAGCAGAAACUCUACUCUGACAUCAUGUCCGUGCUCGGCUCGCUGGACUGGACAGACGUGGUGCAGUUGACUGCUCUGGUCAUGGGUAACGCCACACUCCAGCAGCAGGUGGUUGCCAUGCUGCUCAGUUUUGCCACGAAUGAGCUGAAAGCUGAGGUACGGUACGGAGAUUGACCAUCAGAGGACUUCACUAGAGGAGAUGAACAUAACUGACCUACUCUCUGGAACAAAUGUGAUGCUUACAGAACAGUUUUAUAAGCUACUUUAUGAAGGCAUUGACAAUGCAGAUAUUUGGGGUUUUUUUACCACCAAAAUGCCUUCCGCCUAUUUAAUGUUCUGUUCUACAAAUCAUGCUCAUAAUUCAUUAUGUGUCCAAUAACAUGUCUAAUGUCUAAUGGUCAUGUUAGCAACUAAGGAACAGAAGUUUGUCUCUUUGGCUGAGAACGUUAUUAGGUAGGCACCUUAAAAACACAUCAAUCCUCAAAAAAGUGCCUCUCUGCUCAGAACCAUGUCUACAUUACCUUACAUACCAUUAAACUAAAUUAUUAGAAAGGA
This is a messenger RNA of Alosa alosa (allis shad), 1020 nucleotides long. RefSeq names its product protein C19orf12 homolog. The transcript has 3 exons. The coding region runs from base 10 to 639 and encodes 209 amino acids. Lineage: Eukaryota; Metazoa; Chordata; Actinopteri; Clupeiformes; Clupeidae. The record is from RefSeq and is a predicted model, not a curated record.